Messenger RNA from Chara braunii, 2552 nucleotides. The record is from the annotation of a GenBank genome assembly. NCBI's taxonomy places the organism in Eukaryota, Viridiplantae, Streptophyta, Charophyceae, Charales, Characeae.
UCAGUAGUGCCACAUCAGCAGUGCCAUGUAAUCAGCAGGCCACGUCAGCAACAUGACGGGCCUGCCAGGCCAACUGGCCAAUGAGACCAUUGCCGCCUACAAGCAGCGUUGCCUGGCUCAGAUAGAGGCUGAGGAACAACGCCUGCUGGCAGUCGAGGCUGCCCGCGUACAGGCUGAAGAGGCAGCAGCAGCAGAGAAGCUGCGACUACAGGCCGAUGCAGACGCAGACUCCCAGGCUCGCCGCAAGGAAGCCCAGGAUCUGCUACAACGGCAUGAAGCCACAAGCACCGACAGACUCAAGUUCUGGCACUUUGAACCAAACGGCGACGAGGCAACACCGAAAGAGAAGCACAAGGAGUUCCUCUCUAAACUCGUGACGCGGUUGUUGUAUGCUUGCAACUACCAACGAUCAGAGUUGGAGAGACAGUACCAGGACCUGACGCAACAGCAUCAGGAGUUGGCACAGCUCCGCCGCAUGGUGCAGAGCCACGGGGAUGCAAUCCGGGCACUCAAUGCCCGAUUGCUGGACCUGGAACAGGCUGUACCAGGACCAACUGCUGGGGCUUCCAGCAGUGCACCCUCGAGCCGCCAACUGGAGGACCGCGUUGACCACGUAGUGGCAAUGCUCGGCGAAAUCAGCACCUUCGCUGCGCCGACCACCACCAUCAGCGGUCAGCUGCAUACAUUGAAGACCGAGGUCCAGCAGCUGCAGACGACGAACGGGGAUGGCAAUCCGAAGAUGUAUAAGAUGCCAACCUUCAAUCUGGAGAGGUUCGACGACUACACGCAGCAGGAUCCGGUCCUCUGGCGGGAAGCAUUCACAACGCAACUCAGGAUUCUGCCCGUAGCCAAGCAUGCGUACAUCGGCGCCCUGUUCCUGAACUCAAAGGGCGGAUGCCAGACCUGGUUGAGCCACCUGGCAACCUCCCACGGCGUCGAUGUACCAGACUUGAAGGACGUAAUCACAUGGGAGGAACUGACACGGGUGUGGAAGAAGUGGUUCAUCGUCGACGACGCGCCGACACUCGCCAUCAACCGUUUGUUCAUCAUGUCACAGGGCAACACAGCAACACGGGACUGGCUCACGGAGUGGCAGAAGAUCGCGGUUGUGCCCAAUUUGAACUUACCAUUCAAGCAUCUACGCCGUGAGUUCUACAACAGGUCUUGUGGUGCAUUGAGCCAGACUCUUGGUGAUCGCGAGCAGUACGCCACCUUCGCCGAGAUUAUCGACAAGGCGCGAGAGAUCAUCAAGACCAACAGAUCAGCUGCACACGAGAAAUCAAUAUCAUGGCAGCCGACCUAUGUGGAUAAGGUACGAACUGGUCCUCGACAGCAGCACUUCGCUGCAGUCCAGCAGGACAAUGGAGAUAACCCAGCAACCACUCCAGCAUCAAGUGACGGAGAUCAGGUGGCCGCUGUCCAGCCGCGAAGCACCAACAAGUCCCGCAACAAUGGGAAGGCGAAAUCCGCAUCGCAGGCCGGAAAUGGACAACCAGGACAAUUUCCAUGGGUCAAGUUUGGYUUGACCGAGGCGGAGUACAAGGAGUCCGGCACAACAAUGAAACCAAUUUCGGCUCGACACCCUCAGACAGACAGACAGACGGAGCGGGCACAUCAGACCGCUCAAAUGAUGCUUCGUACGCUCAUCCGUCCGGACCAGAAAGAUUGGGUUGACCGCCUCCCCGACAUCGAGUUCGCCUACAACACUUCGGUGCAUCCGGCGAUCGGCGUGACUCCAUUCGAGUUGCACCACGGUGGACGGAAAGGCCGGAUCUUCGCCAACCUUCUCCUCCCUCGACCAGCCGACAUUUAUGCUGCCUGCUCUCCCUCUUCCGUCUGGAAGUACAGGGAAUUGGUGACUCAAGCCCGCGCAAAUAUGCAAAAGGCUCAAGUCCGCAUGCAACAGCAAGCCAACAGGCGUCGCGUACCAUGUCCCAUCUGCGCCGGUGAUCUGGUUUGGGUCUCCGYGGAAGAGUUUGCACUGGAACAGGAUGUUUCACACAAACUACUUCCCAAGUGGUUUGGACCUUGGUCUGUGACAGCAGCCGCGGGCGAUGAGCCCGAUGACCCUUCAUUUGUGAUCAACAUUCCAGAGCAUCUGACAGUCCAUCCGGUCUUCCACGCCUCAAAGCUGGCAACUUACACGCCAGCCAAGAGCGACAACUUUCCGGACCGACGAUCGCAGGACCCUCCUUCUAUGGAUGGCCAUCAGGAAGUUGACUGCAUCAUCUCCGAUCGCAAGUACGGCAGCAAGCCGCGACAGUAUAAAGUCACUUUCAAAGCAUGCGAUCACGACGACACUUGGUGGAUAUCAGGCGCAGAUUUGAAAGCAUCCGCACCGCUGAUCUACGCGCAUUAUGAAAAGCGCAGGUUAGCUCAGGAAGCUUCACGACCAGCCCCUCCCACCYGGACUGUGGUCCCUCCCUCAGACAGACAACUUCACCCUCGCAGGUAAGCUCGGUUCUUCAAGGAGAGGGGGGGGUGGCAUACUGCGUAGCCACACGGGCCCUGCAGGGCCCGUCCCAGGCAUUCAGCCUAAAAGCCUAAAACUU